This is a messenger RNA of Lodderomyces parapsilosis, 792 nucleotides long. RefSeq lists its product as uncharacterized. The transcript has a single exon. The record is from RefSeq and is a predicted model, not a curated record. Bases 1 to 792 code for a protein of 263 amino acids. NCBI's taxonomy places the organism in Eukaryota, Fungi, Ascomycota, Pichiomycetes, Serinales, Debaryomycetaceae.
AUGCCACAAGAUUCCUCAAAAGAAACGUGUAAUGGAAAUUUGUCACAUAAAACUGCUCUCUAUCAUCAUGAAACCUCAUUUCGACAACGUCACAGAAGUGGGAACAAAGAAUCUAAUUGGCAAACACCUGAUGAUUUCCUAUUGCAGUCAUUAAACAACAUCUUCAGCAUAGCGAUUUCUAAAACUAUCAACAACGCAAUUGAGGAUGGAGUAUCGAGAGAUUUGCGUCAUCAAAUAUCAAAGCAAUUGUCAGACUGUUGGAGUCAAGAUACGAAUCCAGAGUCCUUCCGAUCAAGACUCAAGGUUACACAACUACCAUUGUCAUUAGAUUUGGACGUUUUAGGUAACGUAACGAAUGACGCUGUGGAAGUGAAAAAUGUGUUGAGUGCCAAGGAAUUGAGUGAUAAACAAAAAAUGCUAGAUGCCUACCUCAUCGAGGAGAUAAAACAGCUCAAUGGGAUAAAAGAGCAUUUUUUCAAAAUGGAACAGGAUAGGAUUCGAGAUCAUGCAGCAUUGAAACUGUAUCGUGAAUCAGUCGAGAAUCUACUUUCCUUGAUGGACGUCCAAGUAGAAGAGCUACAACACGAGAUGAAAUUGGGACAAGAGGUUGGUGAUGAAGGAAUUUCGCUUGUUGGGUAUGAGUCCAUUAGUGAUUUCAAUCCCAACGAGGAUUCUGACGUAAGUAAGAGGCUUCAAGUAUUACAAUCCAAGCUAAGUAGUUUACUAGAAAAGAGUGCAUCUUUGAGAUCUUUUAAUGAUCGAUUGGAGUCUGUAUAUAAUUUAUUAGAUUGA